Molecule: messenger RNA, 1214 nt
Organism: Coregonus clupeaformis (lake whitefish)
Lineage: Eukaryota; Metazoa; Chordata; Actinopteri; Salmoniformes; Salmonidae
Product: small integral membrane protein 19
Exons: 3
Coding region: 111-437 (108 amino acids)
Source: RefSeq, a predicted model, not a curated record
GACAUCACCCUUCUGUUUAUAUCGUAAGAGUCGCUAACCCUUGUUGCAUGGAAUCUUAUUUUUUAGACACAUUUAUAAAACUAGAAAAAUAGCUACCUCACAAUUGUUUGAUGGCAAUGGGCGGUCAUGGGGUGAUGGCGAACGAGGAAUCUUUGGAUUACUCCGUCCACGAGGCGUGGAACGAGGCCACCAACGUCUAUUUGCUCGUCAUUCUGGUUAGCUUCGGACUGCUGAUGUACGCUAGAAAAAAUAAGAGGAAGAUCAUGAGGAUAUUCGCUCUGCCGCCUACCGCUGGAGCCACUACCGAACCCAACUUCUACGACAGUCUGCAGAAAGUGAGACUGCGUCAGCAGCUGGAGAUGUACUCCUUUGCGAGGAAGUUUGACCAGCAGCAGCACCAAUGCCAGAGUGAAAGUGUUCAGCUCUCUAUGGAAUGAGACCACGACAAUAGUGUAGCAUGACCCUGCAUCAUGCCUGCCUGCUCCACCCAGUCUCUCCACCCUUAAGCCUCUUUGGCUUUGGUAAGUCUGAUCAUUACAACACUCCUGAAGAGGGCAUGUGUAUUACGGAGGAAGAACUAGAGGGUCAAUGAAGGUUUCUGUGAUUAAGACUGUCGUCACGUCAAAUCGGCUGUGUUUGCACAAUUAUUGCUGUAGGAUUGAAACAAGGACAAUGAUGGAUCUGUUUAUGAAGAUUUACGAAACUGGAUGUUCCCUUUUCAUUUCUGUUAUUUUUUUGCAUUUAUUUAGCCUUUUAAUGUAUUUUUUCUUUUAAGCCCCUUGUUUUUUUGUGUGUGGAUGUGUCGCCACAUAGUGGUUAUAGGAGGACCUACAUCCAGUGUAUAUGGUGAAUUCUGUACAGCACCUAUUAAAAUUCUAGUCUUAAACUCUAAAUAACAUGUAUUUGUACCAUACAAUUAUGGUACAACAAGAACCAUUUAAUCAAGCAUAUCUAUGUAAAUGUUUGGUUGUCAAGAACUGAUUUGUUUCCCAGUUUUUGAUCCUCCUAUAAAUUCCUUUUUAAUGGCAUUACAACAGACCUGGGAAAGUGUUGCUGAUCCUUUGCUACAAGGACCUUUGUGGUCCAAACGGAGAGUCGCUCUCUUUCAUGUUGAGAGGGUCAAAGUUGACUUUUCCCCACUCCAAUUGCUGUUUCUGAAAAGGAAAUGCAUUUAUAUUAUUACUCUGAUUCAAAAUAAAGAAAACAAGGUCAAA